Molecule: messenger RNA, 3207 nt
Organism: Parascedosporium putredinis
Lineage: Eukaryota; Fungi; Ascomycota; Sordariomycetes; Microascales; Microascaceae
Source: the annotation of a GenBank genome assembly
AUGGCUGUCUCCAUUGAGGAGCUGGACAGUCUUGUCCGCGAUUUCUACGAAGGGCGCGGCGAGCAGUUUAAGGAAGACCCUGAUGCCUGGCUUAUGGUCGAUAAGAUAUUGUCCGAUGCAACCUACCCUCAAACGAAAUAUUUGGGCCUUCAAGUCCUCGAUAAUGUCAUCAUGACUAGGUGGAAGGUCCUUCCCCGCGAACAAUGUCAAGGCAUCCGAAACUUCAUUGUUCAAUUCAUCAUCCAAUGCUCUGGCUCCGAAGAGUCUCUGCGCUCCCAAAAGACGCUGUUGAACAAGCUAAACCUCGUUCUUGUGUCGGUGCUGAAGCAGGAGUGGCCUCACCAGUGGCCAACCUUUAUCAACGAAAUCAUCACGUCGUGCCACUCGAGCCUCUCGAUCUGCGAAAACAACAUGACGAUUCUCCGUCUCCUUUCCGAGGAGGUUUUCGACUAUUCUGCCGAGCAAAUGACGUCGACCAGGACCAAAAACCUCAAGACGACAAUGUGUGCCGAGUUCUCCCAAAUUUUCCAGCUAUGCCAAGAGAUCCUCUCCACGGCAAACCAGCCCAGCCUGAUCAAGGCCACCCUCGAGACCUUGCUCCGGUUCUGCAACUGGAUCCCCCUCGGUUACAUUUUCGAGACAAACCUUAUUGAUACCCUCCGUACCCGUUUCCUCGAAGUUCCCGAGUUCCGCAACGUUACACUCCAGUGUCUGACAGAGAUCGGUGGUCUGCAGACUGGUGGGCCUGGCCAGCCAACCUAUGAAGAGCAGCUGGUGAAGAUGUUCACCGAAGUCCUAACCACCAUCUCCAACAUUAUCCCCAUCACAUUAGACCUCAAGGAGACGUACCCCAACAGUAACUCGCGCGAUCAAGAGUUUAUCCAAAACCUCGCGCUCUUCUUGUGCAACUUCUUUAGCAUGCAUCUCAAUCUCAUCGAGAACCUUCCCAACCGCGACUUCCUGUCUCACGGACACUUUUACUUGAUCCGAAUAUCCCAAAUCGACGACCGCGAAAUCUUCAAGAUUUGCCUUGACUACUGGCUGAAGCUCGUCCAAGAUCUCUACGAGGAGAUGCAGCAGCUUCCAGUCGCCGAUCUCAACCCGCUGAUGGGCAUGGGCGGCGGCAUCUCGGGCGGUGGUGCCCCCAACCCGGCCCUCCUGGCGAACUACCCCCUUCGAAAGCACAAGUUCACCGAAAUCCUGUCCAACCUACGAGUAGUUAUGAUCGAGAAGAUGGUUAGGCCAGAGGAGGUUCUUAUCGUAGAAAACGACGAGGGAGAGAUUGUGCGAGAAUUUGUCAAGGAAAGCGAUACCGUUCAGCUUUACAAGACGAUUCGCGAAUGUCUCGUAUACCUCACACAUCUCGACGUGGUCGACACGGAAAACAUCAUGACGGAAAAGUUGGCGAGGCAGGUCGACAAUUCCGAAUGGUCAUGGCAUAACUGCAACGUCCUAUGCUGGGCCAUCGGUUCCAUUUCCCUGGCCAUGAACGAGGAGACGGAGAAGCGAUUCCUCGUAACCGUCAUCAAAGAUCUUCUCGGCCUGACCGAGAUGAAGCGAGGAAAGGACAACAAGGCUGUCGUUGCCAGUAAUAUCAUGUAUAUUGUUGGCCAAUACCCGCGGUUCCUCAAGGCGCAUUGGAAGUUCCUCAAGACGGUGGUGAACAAGCUCUUUGAGUUUAUGCACGAGUCUCACGAAGGUGUCCAGGACAUGGCUUGCGACACCUUUAUCAAGAUUGCUCGACAGUGCCGCCGUCACUUUGUGGCCCUCCAGCCAAGUGAGCAGGAGCCCUUCAUUGAGGAGAUUAUUAGGAACCUCCAUAAGAUUACCUGCGACCUCACACCUCAGCAAGUCCACACGUUCUACGAGGCAUGCGGUUACAUGGUCGCCGCCCAGGGUAGCAAGCCACAGCAAGAGCGCCUUCUCGCCGAUUUGAUGGCACUGCCGAACGCUGCUUGGGAUGAGAUCAUCAAGCAAGCCACGAUGAGCCCUGCGAUUCUCCAAGACUCGGAGACGAUCAAGGUCAUUGGCAACAUCAUGAAGACAAAUGUGUCGGCAUGCACAUCCAUUGGGCCUUAUUUCUACCCCCAGAUCGGGAGGAUCUACCACGAUAUGCUCCAGAUGUACCGCGCCACUAGCACCUUGAUUUCCGAGGCGGUAUCCAAGGAAGGCGAAAUCGCGACCAAGAUGCCCAAGGUCCGAGGUUUGCGCACGAUCAAGAAAGAAGUCUUGAAGCUCAUCGAGACGUACGUCGAAAAGGCUGAGGAUCUUCAGGCGGUUAGGUUGCAAAUGGUUCCUCCUCUCUUGGACUCCGUUUUGGUGGAUUACAACCGCAAUGUGCCCGGUGCCCGAGAUGCCGAGGUCCUCAAGGCCAUGUCUGCCAUCAUCUCGAAGCUCUCUUCUCUGAUGGACGAUCAAAUUCCUACCAUUAUGGAAAAUGUGUUCGAGUGCACGCUGGAGAUGAUCAACAAGGACUUUUCCGAGUUCCCCGAGCAUCGAUUCGAGUUCUUCAACCUCCUUAGGGCCAUCAACUUGCACUGCUUCCCUGCGUUGCUCAAGCUUGACAACCGCCAGUUCAAAUUUGUCAUUGACUCGUGUUCGUGGGCGUUCAAGCACGACAACCGAGACGUCGAGGCUGCCGGUCUCAACAUGUGCUUGGAGCUGAUCAACAACAUUGCCGAGAAGACGGAUGUCCAGACAUCCAACAUGUUCUUCCAGCAGUUCUUCAUUCCCAUCUUGCAAGACAUCUUCUACGUUGCGACUGAUCCCGAUCACAAGGCCGGCUUCAAGACGCAGUCGAUGCUUCUGAUGAGGCUCUUCUACUUUGUUAGCCCUGCGGACGGAACAUCUCCCAAGAUCCAGGGCCCAAUCUAUCCUCCUACGGAAGCGCAGCCGGGCACUGGAAACAAGGAGUUCCUGGCCAACUUUGUGGCACUGCAGAUGAAGAACGCGUUCCCCAACCUACAGCCGGCUCAAAUCUCGUCAUUUGUCGAGAACCUCUUUGCGUACAACACCCAAUACGACAAGUUCCGCCUCAACCUGCGAGACUUCCUCAUUUCCCUCAAGGAAUUUGCCGGUGACAAUGCGGAACUCUACAUUGUAGAGAAGGAGCAACAGGAGCGGGAUGCCAAGGCGGCGGAUCUCGAGCGCCGAGCCAAGGUGGGCGGUCUCUUGAAGCCUUCAGAGUUGGAGGAGGACGAGCUGUGA